CUGUUAAGCCCCCUCACGUGCCUCACACGUGAGGGUAAUUUCGUCAUUUCAUGUCAGGGACCAUUUUUGCAUAAACGGUUUUUUGGAUUAAUUGACAUUUACCCCUCAUUUACUUUCCCCAACACUUGUCAACUCCCCAACUCCCUCCUUCUUGCUUCUGCUCCAUUGAACCUGCAAAAAACCCUCGUUGCUUAUCUAAACAAGAUAAUCGACACUACACAUAUAAGGGCAUACGUUUAAUAGGAAAUGGUGUUCGUAAUGUGGCAUAUCAGACCAAAACACGAAGUUGUUGAUGUAUCAACUAUAUAUGCUGGUGCACCCACAUGGUUUAGUAUUAAGCUUCAUCACGGUGGGAAAUUUACUAAAUUACCUGAUAUAAAGUACAUUGGAGGUGAAGUGCGUUAUGUUGAUUAUGUGGACAUUGAUGAGUUUUCUGUGCAUGAACUUGAUGCCAUAAUGCUUGACCUAGGUUACCCAGACCCACGGAAUUCUGAAUUCGUUGAUCAAUCCCCAGUUAUAUACUACCAUUUUAGGAUACCCAAUGGUGACUUUCAAUUUGGUCUUAGAGCUUUAGGGAAUGAUCAGGAUGUGAUCAAGAUUUCUAAAUAUAUUGCACAUAACAAGCUGAUUGAGGUGUACACAGAGCAUGGAAAGACAAAUUUAUUGACUUACUUCAUGUCACCAAAUGCAAAGGGUAAAGUUGUCAUUGAGGAAUUACCAGAAAAUGAUGAUCAAGGGGCUAAAGUUGAGGGUCAAGUUCAUGCAGAUUCUCCAAUGAAAAAUGUGAACCAUGGUAAUGGUGAGCCUAUUGGUGAAAGUUCUUGUAGCAAGAGGCUUAAUUUAGAUUAUAUUGAUGAGGUUGUUCACAUUUCAAAGGAAAAGAAUGAUGAUCCGGAUGGUUCAACUAAUGUUCAGGAGGCAGCAACUUGUGUUCAUAUUGAUGAGAUGGAUGGUGUUAGGGAGGCUGCAAAUGUUGUUCAAGAGGCAUCAACUUUUGAUGAAGAAGGCUACAACACCCCCCUGUUAAUAAUGCUGAUGAACAAUUGA
Lactuca saligna is the source of this 1047-nucleotide messenger RNA. The record is from the annotation of a GenBank genome assembly. Lineage: Eukaryota; Viridiplantae; Streptophyta; Magnoliopsida; Asterales; Asteraceae.